GAAGAAAAAAAGAUCUUACGCUAUGGAUGCUCGUCGACCUGUUUUGUCUUCUCAACCUUAUCCUCCCUCCUCCGUUCCUACUACCCAGUCCCUGGCGGCGGAGUAUGGUGGUGACACGACCAGCUUGAUUUCGCAUGAUGGCGGACACACCGGCACCACUGUCCCUCCUACAACCACUUCUACCGUCGUCGGUGCCUCCACUGCUGCUUCCACCUCGGGCUCCACGUCCAGCACAGGCUGUCUGAGCGAUGGCACGGUCGGAAGCACAAGCAGCACGAGGCAGCCACUCCAGGAGUCGACAGGCAAUGCCCAGCACCAGCCCCAGCAGCAGCAGCAGCAGCAGCAGCAGCAACAGCAACAGCAACAGCAUCAUCACCACCAGCACCAGCACCACCACCACCACCAAGUCCCCUCGCUGUAUCCUCCCGGCCAGUAUCCCCUGCCCUCUCUCCAGCCCAUCUCGAGGUCCUGCACGCCAGCCCUCUCGUCCACGCCCUCUCUUUCCAUCCUGACGGGUCCCCUUCCGGCGCCGCCAAUCCUAGCGUCCAACGCGCCGCCGCACCCUGCUGCAGCUGCAGCUGCAGCGUCUGCUGGGUCAGGAUCGACAGCGGCGGCUUCCGGGUCGACGUCCUCGCUGAGGGUGCGGCGGUACCAUGAGCUUGUGCAGAAGCGGAACCGGAACCCCAUCUAUGACUGUCCCGAAUUUGCACAAUACAGGCUCAAGCAGAAAGAUAAGGACCGGCAGGUAUGGCCGGACGUGCUCGAGCAUGCGUUUCUAGAUGCCCUCCUGCUCAUUCUCCAUAUGGGCCGCCGCAAGUUCUACAUGGGCGGCAAGCAGCACGGCCGCAACAUGAUCAUCUCGGAAUACAUCUGGCUGCGGUGGGUGGCCACAUUGCCGCCGGGGACGAGCCCCAGCAAGAUCUGCGAGCUCCACGGCAAGGAUGGGCGCCCGCUGAACCUCCCGGAUGAGCACCCGGGAAAGUAUCACGACAUGUACCGGAAGCGGAAGCAGGUGUCGAGCCAUAUCCAGGUUCUGAAAGGGUUCUUUAGACUCAACUGGGCUUACAACUUUCUCUUCUCCAAAGGUAAGGAGGAAGGCUCCAAGGACAAAAACAAGCAGCCCGCCCCAAACAGGUGGUAUAAAGAGAAUACCGACCAGCGCUCCUUCAAGGGAGACCCAGUGCUUACGGCCCUGGAGCGCAAGCAACUCCCCACCGUGCGGCCCAACUAUGAGUAUUUCCGGCAGCUUCUGGCUAUGGACACGAAAGUACAGGUUCGGCCGUCCACCUGUUGGAUCUACGUCGCCAACACGUCGCUGCGCGACCAGCCCUCCUCUUCGCCGUCCCUGGUCCCUUCCAGCUGUGACACAAAGAAGUCCAUCCUCACCAAGGAGGGCCUUUGUGAGGCUGAAGACGGCGGCAGCGACAGCGGUGGCGUGUACGGUACGGGCCAAGCCCACGGCACAAACACCGUCAUUAACACGUACCAUACGCGCAAGGGGCUCCUGUUCCGGGAGGACUUCCCCCACCGGUACGCCUUCAACAACCCUCCGGUGGGAGAGGAGAGCCCCUGGACGCAGCGCGAGCGCGAGGUGCGCAAUAUCCGCCACAAGCUUCUGCACGAGUACGCGUGGCCUCUCAAGCAGACCGAGUCGUCCUCGGCGCGGGAGGUCCUGGACGAAUGGGAGGUGGAACACCCAGACCUACACGCCAUGCUCAGCGGGGUCAUGGAGCAGCACAAUCUGCAGAACGCGCACGCGCUGCCGGUGAACAAGCUGUGCGACAUCAUCCACGUCGACGUCACGUUCGACGUCCACCGCGUACACUCCCUGCCCGAGGGCACCAGCUUCGAGUGGCCCUUCAAGAUCAGCGUCGCGCAGCCCGGGCUGAUGGGCCACGACUGGCGCGUGCGGACGUGGCUGGAGCGGCCCGUCGAGCUGGCGCGCAACACCUCUGGCAAGGGCGAGGUGGCCCGGGGCGAGGGCAUGGUGAGGACCAAGCACGAGAAGGCCAUGAUGAACGAGAUGACACACAUGAGGGGCUGCGGCGACGACAAUCCUCACUGCGAUUGUCGCAACAGGCACAUGAGCAGUGUGUGGCUUGUGCCGAUCCCGGCCAACACCUGGGCUGAGUCGCUGGGGCUGUGUGCGCAAUUCCCACGGUAUCUGGUGCCCAAGAAACGAGGCUCAGGCCGCCUGCGGAGGGAGGAUGAGAUGCCAGAGUCGGACACCGUCACCCAGAUGGACUUGAUGCGGGGCACAGCCAUGUUCCAGGAGCUGUGGUCCAGCGCGCCCGUGCCGGCCGGCUCGCUGGAGCAGCCUUCAUGGACGCGCAGGGCGGUGAUCCUGUGGACAUUCAACACGAUCCACUUCUUCGACAAGGACAACAACCUGUGUGAGACGCCUGCGGGCACACAGUGGCGGUUCCUGUCAGCUGUCGAUCCCCUCUCUGCGGUGCACCAGGAGAGGAUGCUUCUCGAUGCUGCCCCUCACAACGACCGCGGCGUCAUGUCACCCUCGCCUUCGUACCAACAGCUUCUCAACAGCCAGAUGGCCGAGAACAUGAGCGCCGUGUGGGGUCUUCCCUCGGCGGGAGGUGUCCACUCCGCUCCACCGUCUAUGCCAGUGUCGCCCAUGGCAGCAUAUGGCCCGUCCCCCAUCCACGUUCAUGGCAGCUUUUCCAAUGGUCUCGUCACCCCUCCUGCGUCGGCCACGCUCCCCUCCACGUAUGCCUUUGAGGGCGCCACCAGUCUCCUGCAGUCGCAAGGCCUCGCUGGUGAGCACAUGGGCUAUAUGCCAGUGACCUCUGUCGAUGCCAAGUCCAGUUUCGUGGCCGACAGCUUGUACACGGCCCCGUUCCUUCCAGGCACAACACAUAGCACGUUUUAUGACGAGGCGGAUGAUAAUGAGAGCGACACGACCCUGCCUGGCGAGACAACUGACCUGGCCGGGUUUGGCGCCCAUCAGUGGUCCAACUUGAACACCACUGCUCACAACACCAACAGCGCAGUAGCCCUGGACUGGGACAACCACGCCCUCCACAGUCUCUCCAUGGUUGCCCAGGGGAUGGCUGGCAGCGAAUGCGACGCCAGAACGACUUCGUUUGAGGAGGAUGUGCAGCAGCUGCAACAAUCGUAUGAUCCCUUUGCUCAGCUGCGAGCCGAGGCAAGGGAGCGCAGAAUGCACUCACCUGACCACUACUCGAGGCAGUAUCUGCAUCCGCUGCGGGAGAGCAUCGAGCUGAAGAGAGCACGACAGGAAAGCGGCAGUGAUCACCAGGUAGGCACCAGCAGCCAGGCACACCACGAGACUCUUGCUCCGCAUCUGGGCCAGUCGGCGACUGGUUGGGACGACGAUGUGGUCCACAACCACUACUCGCAGUCCCAUGGCGACGAUAGGCUAGUAGCAAUCAGCGAGUCAAACAAGCCGCUUCAGGAUUAUGGAUCAGUGAGCUUGAGUCCUCUGCUGAAUCGCAAGAGGCGCCGAGAGGACGACGACGACGGCAGCAACAAAUACGACCCGGGUCCCAUGCCGAGCUAUCCGCACCGCGACAACGGCAGAUACAUGCCGACAACCAUCACUGAUCGUCAGGAGGACCAGACCUGGUCGUUACAGGAGUCGCGCGGACCAGAGUAGAACAGAAAGACACACACGCACUCUCUCUCUCAGAGAUUCAAGCGGAAGUCUCUGUGUACGGAUGGCGAUGCCGUGCUGCUAUCUUACUUCGCAUCCUCCUCCUCCUCCUCCUCUUUAAUUCUGUGGGCCAGAAAAGGCGACGGGGACAGGUCUAGGCUGUGACAGCGUUACGGAGUUUUGGAUUUAUUCACUCACCAGGCAAUAAACCUAGUCAGGAUGUCAGGCGUUUCAUGUUUUUUUCCCCUUCACAUUUUCUUUCGUUUCCCCCGCAAGAUAUAGGAGACCGGGUCCAAAGGGACAGGCAAAAUCGGCUCUGGCUAGUAUUUAGGUACUGCUAGUAAGUACCCAGGGUAUAUCUC
Messenger RNA from Cryphonectria parasitica EP155, 3993 nucleotides. RefSeq lists its product as uncharacterized. Lineage: Eukaryota; Fungi; Ascomycota; Sordariomycetes; Diaporthales; Cryphonectriaceae. The transcript has 3 exons. Gene Ontology annotation, molecular function: DNA-binding transcription factor activity, RNA polymerase II-specific; RNA polymerase II cis-regulatory region sequence-specific DNA binding. The coding region runs from base 23 to 3634 and encodes 1203 amino acids. Gene Ontology annotation, cellular component: transcription regulator complex. The record is from RefSeq and is a predicted model, not a curated record. Gene Ontology annotation, biological process: regulation of transcription by RNA polymerase II.